AUAUAGAGAUGCCCUUCAUUCUCCCACAAUGCAACAUCCGAAUUCCUUCCUUUGAUGCUGCACCGUCGCAUCGCAUAUACGUCAUCUAAACACUAGAAGUUUGGUUGUGUGGUUGGUGCUCGCAAAACUUUAAACAUCAAUGGCUCAACAAGUUGCUCCAGUACCCAACGGAACUAUUCCAGUAAUGUCAGGAGUUCAACCUACUAUUGUUUAUCAGCAACAACCCGUUGUAAUGGCAGCGCCCCAACAAACUUAUAUCCCAAGAAAGCCUUUUUCGAGGAAUCCACAAGAAGAACAAUGCAAAAUAUUUGUUGGUGGAGUUGGAAAGAACACAACAGAAGAAUCACUGCGAGCAUACUUUGGUAAAUUUGGUGAAAUUGCUGACAGUGUUAUUAUGAAAGAUAAACAAACAGGAGAACCAAGGGGAUUUGCAUUUGUCACUUUCAAGUCACCUGAAGGUGUGCAAGGUGUUGUUGAUCAUUGCAAGAGUGGGGUUCAUACCUUAGAUGGCAAAGUUGUUGAUCCAAAACCUGCUGUACCACAAGGACCAGCUCAGCAAAACAGACUACAAGCUCUUUACGACGCGGAAAAAACAAGUCAAGUUCCAGUGUCAGGAAAUCAGCAGUUUAAAGGGCCAAUGAAGAUUGCUCCAGAGCUUAAAAUCUUUGUAGGAGGAAUUGGUAUUGGAACAACUGAAGAUGAUGUGCGGAACUAUUUUUCAACAUUUGGACCGGUAAUUGGAGUUGAUAUGCCUCGUGAUUACAACACACAAAAUCCUCGAGGCUUUGCUUUUGUUGGCUUCGAAACUUUUGAUUCUGUUGCUGCUGUGACGAAAGAUCGAUAUCAUCAGAUCAAUGGAAAAACGGUUGAAGUAAAGGGAACCGAUGAACAACAGGCUCAUCUUAACAAGAAACGACUAGAAGGUUACAGUCGUGGUAAUGGAAGAAUGAAUGGAGCACAAGUACAGCCGGGUACCAUAGCUACUGUGUCUGGUUACGGCACGUAUGCUUCUCCUCAAGUGAUCAUUCCACAAGGUGCUGCUGGUGUACCGCAAUAUGCAGUUCAAAUGCCAGCUGCUGCCGCUGGGGGAGGAUAUGUGUUUGAUCCAGCAACUAACACCUACUAUCAACUCCCUGUUAUGGCAGGUGCAGGUGGACUCGCCUUGGGUGGCGCUGCGGGCGUAGUAACUUCCAUGGGUGCAAAUCAAUACGCUGGAAUGACGCUGAUUGGAGGAGCCGGCGGACAACAAAUUUUAACAUCGCCUCAAGUUCAACGGCCAGGUAUUGUGACGUCAGAUAUGUUAGCUGCAAAUGGUGCACUAGCCAUAGGCACCGCGUACGCCAGUGAGACAUCGACUUUUGGACCGACACGUACACACUUACUUGGUGCAGGACAACAACCGAUAGCUGGUUCUGCAGAUCCUCAUGUUGUGUAUUCAACCGCCACAUCCAUCUCUGCCGGCGAUGCCGCUAUAUCUACACCACGAGGAUAUCACCCAUACGGAAGAUAACCCACCCAAGAUAAUGCGCAAGAUUAUGUGUGUAUCAGAGGAAAACAAAAAAUCAAACUAAUAUUAUUUCACAUGCUUCAGACAAGAAGAGCAAGCAAGAUGAAGUUUAAUUUGAAUUUUUAUUUAAGUUUUAUAUCAGGAAAACUAGCUUUUAAUUUUGCUUUUUGUAAAUACAAGACAAAAGCUUUAUAAUUUUUUAAGUAAA
Messenger RNA from Hydractinia symbiolongicarpus, 1715 nucleotides. RefSeq lists its product as uncharacterized. The transcript is spliced from 14 exons. The coding region runs from base 140 to 1510 and encodes 456 amino acids. The record is from RefSeq and is a predicted model, not a curated record. NCBI's taxonomy places the organism in Eukaryota, Metazoa, Cnidaria, Hydrozoa, Anthoathecata, Hydractiniidae. Gene Ontology annotation, biological process: regulation of gene expression. Gene Ontology annotation, molecular function: RNA binding. Gene Ontology annotation, cellular component: nucleoplasm; cytoplasm.